Messenger RNA from Manis javanica (Malayan pangolin), 5504 nucleotides. It is a transcript of the gene SPRED1, whose product is annotated as sprouty related EVH1 domain containing 1. Gene Ontology annotation, cellular component: membrane. NCBI's taxonomy places the organism in Eukaryota, Metazoa, Chordata, Mammalia, Pholidota, Manidae. Gene Ontology annotation, molecular function: protein kinase binding. Gene Ontology annotation, biological process: multicellular organism development; negative regulation of MAPK cascade. The record is from RefSeq and is a predicted model, not a curated record.
UUUGGAGCGCGCGCACGCAUAUUGAGCACCGUGUUCUAGAGUAUCCCUCCGCCUCCCUCCUCCUUUCCCCGCUCAGAGCUCGGCAACGAUUUGGGAAAUGAAGGGAGGAGGGAACUACUUUCCUGAAACUUGCUAUGCUGCAGACGACUUCGAGUUGCAGUGAUUCGUCCGGAGGCCGCAGCUUUUAGUUCUCCUACCACACGCUCUCACAGCCUGGGCACCACGCUCGGCAGCCCCACUCUAUGCCUGCCUAGGCCCCCGGGGGAAGCCGGCCGCCCGGAGAAGUCGCCAGGGACUACUUCGUCUCUUUCUCCCGUGGGCGCCCCCGGUUCGGGCAGCGACGGCGGCGGAAGGAGCGCGCGGCGUGAGCGCUUCCGCCGCCCCCCUCGCGGUUCCCCUCUGGCGGGCGUGAGGAGCUGGCCCGCUGAGCUACUGGUGGGCAGCGGCUGGUAGGGGAGUUGCGGCCGUUCUCCUUACGCUCCGCCGCUUCUCGGGACCCUGCCCUCGGGCUCGCCUGCCCUUCUCCGACCCGGGUGGGGGCGGUGGCUCGCCGGUCCCGGCCCACUCGCUCCCCACCGCCCCCUCCUCCCGGAGACGUCCCGGCUGGAGCGUGUCUAGAGGAAUCCGCCACCGUGAGGCCCCUCGCCCGACUUUGCGUGCUCCUGAGAAGCGCCCCGGUCGCCGCCGGGGACAGCGGGCAGCCGGCGGCGAGGCGGGAGAUGGUGGGCUGGGCUCCGGCAGGACCGCGCCGCCGCCGUCCGGAGCCUGGGUUCGGCCCCCUGCCGCCGGCCCCCACCGAACGGAGCUCGCCUUCCUCGUCGCCGCAUCCCUGAGGGAAGCGCCGCCUCUGCUCCCGGGCUCUAGCCGCCCGCCGCGCUCCGCCCCAGUGCUUGGAGCGGCAGCUCUCCGCUCAGCCAGCGCAGCCCGUGCCCCUCUACCUCCUCAUCCACCGUCCCGGCCCCACGGUUCCCUCGGUCGGGCGUGAGGCGGGGGAGAGGCUGGGGUCGCCAAGGCCGAGGUUGCUGCCGCCCCCCUGCGGGGGUGGCCGGGGUUCCCGGUGGGGGGGGCACCGUUCCGGCUGAGGCGUCCACCAUGGUGAGGCCCCUGAGCCACUGCCCCCGCGCCCCCCCGGCCGCCGCCUGCCCCUCGGUGCUGCUCCUCCGACUGCUGUUGCUCCGCCGCCCGAUCGGAUCACGGUGAGGGAAAGAUGAGCGAGGAGACGGCGACUUCUGACAACGAUAAUAGUUAUGCACAAGUACGAGCUGUGGUGAUGACCCGGGAUGACUCAAGUGGUGGAUGGUUACCUCUUGGUGGGAGUGGACUAAGCUGCGUCACUGUCUUCAAAGUCCCUCACCAGGAAGAGAAUGGCUGUGCUGACUUUUUUAUCCGUGGAGAGCGACUCAGGGACAAAAUGGUGGUUUUGGAAUGUAUGCUUAAAAAAGACCUUAUUUAUAAUAAGGUCACUCCAACAUUUCACCACUGGAAGAUUGAUGACAAGAAAUUUGGCCUUACCUUUCAAAGUCCUGCUGAUGCUAGGGCCUUUGACAGGGGUAUUCGAAGAGCAAUAGAGGAUAUUUCUCAAGGAUGCCCAACAUUUAAAAAUGAAGCUGAAGGAGCAGAAGAUGACUUACAAGCAACUGAAGAGGAUACUUCCAGUUCUCUAGUGAAAGAUCAUCGUUUCAGGCAAGAGACAGUUGUUACUAGUGAGCCUUACAGAAGCCCAAGACCUUCUCCCUUUGAAGAUCUGAAUGCCAGAAGAGUCUACUUGCAAAGCCAAGCCAGUCAGGUAACAUUCAGUCAUCCAAGCCUAGACAUCCAGGACAGAACUAUAGAAUAUGUACAGCGGCAAAUAUCCAAGGAAUGUGGAAGCCUGAAGUCCCAAAAUAGGGUUCCUUCGAAAACAAUCAGACAUGUCAGCUUUCAAGAUGAGGAUGAGAUUGUUAGAAUAAACCCUAGAGAUAUCUUAAUACGUCGCUAUGCAGACUACAGACAUCCUGACAUGUGGAAAAAUGACUUGGAGAGAGACGAUGGUGACUCCAGUAUUCAGUUUUCUAAACCAGACAGUAAAAAAUCAGACUAUCUGUACUCUUGUGGGGAUGAGACUAAGUUAAGUUCACUCAAAGACUCUGUGGUAUUUAAAACACAGCCUUCCUCAUUAAAAUUUAAGAAGUCAAAACGAAGAAAAGAAGAUGGUGAACGUUCUCGCUGCAUAUACUGCCAAGAAAGGUUUAAUCAUGAAGAAAAUGGCAGGGGAAAAUGUCAGGAUGCUCCAGACCCUAUUAAAAGAUGCAUAUAUCAAGUUAGUUGCAUGCUCUGUGCAGAGAGCAUGUUGUAUCAUUGUAUGUCAGACUCAGAGGGAGAUUUUUCCGAUCCCUGUUCAUGUGACACUAGCGAUGACAAGUUCUGCUUACGAUGGUUAGCCCUGGUAGCUUUGUCUUUCAUUGUGCCAUGUAUGUGCUGCUAUGUCCCUUUGAGAAUGUGCCAUCGUUGUGGUGAGGCAUGUGGGUGCUGUGGUGGGAAACAUAAAGCUGCUGGGUGAAAGAAUCCAGUGCCAGAAUGAGCUUAAACUCUUUGUUUCCAGGAAUUAGCUAACUUGAAUUUAUGGAGGCUUUUGGCAAGCAAUAUGAAAUCUUGCCUGGUGUCAUUGGGGCCACACGUGGAGGAAGCAGAACUCAGCAGUUCUUAGGCAUUUCAAGAUGCUAAUAACCAUGCCUGACUUUUUCCCUUGAGUGCAUGGCAUGUUUUGUUACAGGUUUUAAAGAGUGUUCGCAAAAGGAAACCACUUCUGGUUAUUGGCUAUAAAAAGUGAGCAUAAAAUAUGAUCCAACUAAAAGGGAUUAAUUUUUGGCAUUUUUUUAUACUUAUGCUUAGGUGAUGGGAUUUUUAAAGGUUUGAAUUCAUAAAGACGUGAACUAAAAGUGCACUAAGGGACAUUUUAUUUCAAUCUAAGAAAAGUUAACACUUGGGAAUUUUAAGAAGUAAAAGAAAUACAACUAAAUCCUUUAUUAGUUGUUUUCUGAAAGCAGUUUUAUGUAUAAAUAACAAACGUUUAUAUUUAACUAAAUAUAAGGUACGAAUUAUUACAUAUUAAACUUUUUCUUCCCUUUCCUAGUUCUGAAGUAGAUGUACAUGUUAUCUACUGUCACAUUCCAUUAUAUUUUGAAUAUUUUACUCAUCUAGUUAACAAUGUUUUUUAUUCCAUGUGAAUGAUUUGAUAUUUUCAUCCUCAUUUGCCUUUGGCUACAAUUUACAUUGAAUUGUAUCUGUACAUUCUGGUAAUCGAAAAUCCUUAAAAAUAUCUUAAUAGCCUUGAGUGACCAACUUUUUUUUAAAGCACAGAUGUAAUUGUCUAAUAUUUGAUGGGAAUGUAACACUUAUUUUUAUAUAAAAAGACUGGGUAAACAUAGAAAAAAGUGAGUUUUUUGGGUUGUUGGGUUUGGUUUUUUUGUGUGUGUGUGUGUGGUAUUCAACCAGCAAGUUGUUUUCUUUCAGAGUUUCCUCCUUCAAAAAAUCAUAUUGCAUUUACAAAUGUUUUACAAGGCAAAAAGUCUAACUGGAUAGUUGGUGUAAAAGUUUUUUUUCUUAAAUCUCCCAUUUACCUUUCUGCUAAACCAGAAUAUGUUCAGCCGUGUUACUAACUUUUUAGCUUAAUUCUCAGUUCUUAUCACACAAACCAAUGAUAAUUUUUCUCAGUUGCAUUUUAUCCAAAUGGGCCAAGAGCAAAUUAUUUUGUUAAAGUGUGUGGUAAAUGAUCCCAGGAAGGUAUUUAAUCCAACAUUGUGAAUGAAAUAUCUUGUACAUAUAAAUUUAUUUCGUUCGCUGAGCAUCAUAUUACUAGGUGUUUUAUUUACAAAGUAGUUGGAUAAAUAAAUAUUCCAACAAAUUGUUUAAAGUACUGUGGGAUGUUUUUUUUAAGUGUUAUAUUAAAACUCUAACAAAAUGGGGGUUCUUUAAGAACAUUCCCUUAGAGGGAUUAAGUUGAAAAGUGUGCCUUUUUUUAAUGGCUUGUACAUUCAGAAAUGAUGAUAAUUAAAAUUCACACUACCAUUUGAAGCUCAUUUUCUAUGCAGGUUUUAAAAUGUCAUUUAUGUAUCAUUCUUUUUAUGUAUCCCACAUAAGGUUGUGUUAACUUUUCUUCUUCUGCCCUAGAUCAAACUGAACAGUGUAUAUAACACUACCUGUCUGUAAAAUACUUUUUUUUAAGAAAGCAUUUAUAUUUAUAUGACAGCUUGAACUGACAACAUUGUGUAUAUAGGUCAUCUUGAAGUAUUAUUUCACAUUGAAAAGAAGAAAAAUAUAUUGAUAACUAUAGAUGUUAUGAAGAAGAGGUUAUUUCUAGUUUUGUACUAAAAAAUCAAUUGGAUGAACUAAAUCCAAAACAUGACUGUAGCAGAAGUUUUAAGUCUUCUUUUUACUGUUUAUAUAUUUGAACACUGCUGCACCAGAUGAUCUUCAUCCCUGAAGUUUUCAGCUAAACUUGGUUUCCUAGGAUAGACUGUUAACUUUCAAAAUUACUUUUUAUUAGUGAGAUAGAAAUACUGGUUUUCCUUGUGAUGAAUGGAUUUUCGUAUUUGUAAGUGCUGAGUUUAUAAUUCAGGUUUGAGCAAGGGGUGAAUAACUGAAGAAAAUAACUUGCUGGCUAUAUAGGAAAAUGCUGUGGAACUGUGUAUAUAUUCUGGGAGGAACAAAUUUAAUCAUUUCUUCUGUUAAGCACUAAUCAGUAUAGUGCAACUCCUGGUUCUGUACUGUAUUUUAUAUGCAAUAUAUAUGCUUUAAUAUUUUAAUGUUUGUGCAUUAAUAUUUUCAAUUUGUUUAACCACUUUGCUGCUAAGAUUUUGCCAUCCCCAUUUUUUUCCUUUACAAUUUUAAAUAAGUUUCUUCAUUAAAAACUGGUAAUGAAAUGGUUUUUAUUUCACCCCGGAUCUUCAUAGUUGAUAACACCCAGUUUCCAAAUCAGUCUAGAACUCAGUCUAGAGGACUAACUGGUAAUAUAAUGUCAUCUAAAUCCCUGUGUGAAAUUUUUCUCUUGAGUAAAUUAGAAUUCUUAUGUAAAAACGGAUAGUUUAAAUUUUUCAUUCUUAAAUAUGCAUAGAGGUAUAUUCAUGAACAUUUUCUCUUUCUGCACAGAGAUGUGGCAUUUACUUUUCCUCUAAAAUCUUUGUUUUUAAUCUGGUAGUAUAAGCAAAUGGGUAAUUGAACUGCUUACAUAAUAGUAAAUAUUGUAAAUGAAAUCACCUAGAUGGCAUGACAAGAAAGACUUUGGUCUGAUGGCUUGUGCUCAGAAUUGGUAUUUCCUAAGUGAUUUUUCUCCUGCCUUAACGGGAAUCAUUUGAUUACUGAAUAUGACGUGUGGAACUUCAGCACCACCUACUGGAUUAUUUAUAGACCAGAGACAUGAGGUGGUAAUAGGGAUCUAACAGGGUUCAUCACUACUACCAGUAAAGGGCUAUUUAAAUGGUAGCCACCUCCAAGUAGGGAAAACCAGGAGUAAGAAAUGUCUCAAA